AUGGAUUUCGGAAGGAAAAAGACUCAAAAGUACACUUUCAAGAGUCCUAAGUUAGAAGACCUAAGGAGAUUGGGAUCUUUGGUUGUUGACGCAGAGGCUUUCAGCAAAAGAUAUGGACAUUUGCUCUCUCUUUUGAAGAUCAACAUGGUAGAUGGACUUCUUUCUACUUUGAUUCAAUUUUAUGAUCCCGUGUAUCACUGUUUCACUUUCCCCGACUAUCAGCUUAUGCCAACACUUGAAGAAUACUCUCAUUUUAUUGGUGUUCCUAUUUCUAGUCAAGCUCCAUUUUCUGGUUUGGAGGAAGAUCCCAAAGAUCAAGACAUUGCAAAGGCUACUCACUUGAAAAUGUCAGAGAUCAGGGAUCACAUGACCACAAAAGGAAAAAUGCUUGGUUUGACAGCUAAGUUUCUAAUGAAUAAAGCUCAGUAUUUUGCUAGAAUGAGGAGUGUGGUGCUUUUGAGGCUGUUUUUGCUCUACUUAUCUAUGGAUUGUUCCUAUUUCCAAUGGAGGAAUGAUUACAUGUUGUGUGCCUAUGUUGUACAAGUGGUUUAUUUCUCACUUGCCAGGUCUCAUGCUUUUUGGGAUCUUAAGGAUGGUCUUUUAUGGUCACAAAAGAAUAUGUCUCUCACACAUUCAGAUAUUGUUUGGUAUAGUCGUGACUAUGAUGGAGUUAGUAUCAUUGAUAGUUGUGGAGGAUUUUCUAAUGUACCUCUCCUUGGUACAAAAGGAGGCAUCAGUUACAACCCAAUCCUAGCUCGGAGUCAACUUGGAUAUCCAAUGAGAGAUAAGCCAAAGAAUAUUCACUUGGAGGGUUUGUUCUUUAAGGAAUGUGAAGAUUGCAAAACGCUCAAAGAGAAGAUUAUGCACGCUUGGCGCCAUGUUCAUAAGUUAGAAAAGAAAGUCUUAGGGAAGACAAAUUGUGUCUCCUUAGAACCUUAUCUUAAAUGGGUGCAAGAUAGGGCCAUCAGCUUGAAAAUGCCUUAUCCUCGCCAAGAGCCUUUGCCUUUAGCUGACAAAGAACCUACCUAUAUCUUCAUGACUGAUGCAGAGAGGUUGAAGAUUGCUUUGACCAAAGCGCAUCGAGAAAGGGACGCUUGGAAGAACAAGUAUCAAAUCAUCAAAAAUGAGGAUGAAGAACUUCAAAGGCAGUUGAAGAUGAAGAAUGAAGAAUGA
Molecule: messenger RNA, 1173 nt
Organism: Lathyrus oleraceus (garden pea)
Lineage: Eukaryota; Viridiplantae; Streptophyta; Magnoliopsida; Fabales; Fabaceae
Exons: 2
Coding region: 1-1173 (390 amino acids)
Source: RefSeq, a predicted model, not a curated record